Leptonychotes weddellii (Weddell seal) is the source of this 975-nucleotide messenger RNA. NCBI's taxonomy places the organism in Eukaryota, Metazoa, Chordata, Mammalia, Carnivora, Phocidae. The record is from RefSeq and is a predicted model, not a curated record.
AUGGGGCGCGAGGGGCGGAACGCGCCCCUAGGAGACGGCGCCUCUCCACCUCGCGCCGCGCCGCCCCUCUGCGGCCUGGCCCGGGCCGGGGCCCCAGAGACCUGCGGCGCCAGGGGGCGGGGGGCGCGGGCGGGAGGUGGCGCGAAGGCCGAGGAAGUGACGACUGGGCAGGGCGCCAUCUUCAUGGAAGAGGCGGAGGGGUGGAGAAGCCGCGGCUCGGGGAGGAAGCUGGAGGUGGGAGCGGCGGCGCAGCAGGGCCCGGGGCCCCUAAACCUGGAUGGGCCAGCGGUGGACCCGCUGGAGGCCAUCCAGUGGGAGCUGGAGGCUGGGAGUGCCCAGGCAGACAGGGCCUACCUGCGGCUGCAGCGCAGGUUUGGGCGCAUCCGCCGUCUGCACCUGGCCCCUAGGAGUUUCGUCGUCCAGAAUAUUCCUGGCUUCUGGGUCACCGCCUUUCUGAACCACCCGCAGCUGUUAGCCAUGAUCAUAACUCGUGAUGAAGACAUGCUCUGCCACCUGAUACAUUUGGAGGUGAGGGAGCUCAGGAACGCCAGGGCCCAAUGCAAGUUCAAGUUCCGCUUUUGGAACAACCCCUACUUCCGGAACAAGGUGCUCAUGAAGGAGUAUGAGUGCAGAUCCUUAGGACCGGUGGUGUCAGUUGGAACUCGAAUCUGAGGGCACCCGGGCCAGGAACGCUCCGUUCUGGUACACCGGGACACCGUCUGCAGCUUCUUCACCUGGUUCUUGCAGCACAGUCUCCCAGAGGCUGACAAGGUUGCCCAGAUUAUUAAGGAGGACCUGUGGCCCAAACCCCUGCAGUACCACCUGCUGGAGGAUAGGCCCCACAGAGCCAGGAGAGGCCUGGCAAGGUGGCCCACAGAGGCCCCUCCUAGGCUCUCAAGUUCCAGUUUGGCUAAGUCUCUCGCUAGGACCUGGCCCCUACAUAAGACUCCCUUCUACCUGUGCUUAGGCCAAUGA